Etheostoma cragini (Arkansas darter) is the source of this 2970-nucleotide messenger RNA. RefSeq lists its product as uncharacterized. The coding region runs from base 99 to 1889 and encodes 596 amino acids. The record is from RefSeq and is a predicted model, not a curated record. Gene Ontology annotation, biological process: amino acid transmembrane transport. The transcript is spliced from 18 exons. Lineage: Eukaryota; Metazoa; Chordata; Actinopteri; Perciformes; Percidae.
GCGCCUGCAGCAUCCAGAGGACCGUGCGCGUUCACGCGUCGCAACAGAGAGAGGAGAAAAGAGAGAGUGACAGAGGUGAAGGGAGGAGAGAUAGGGUAAUGAAAAUGAUGGCGACCGAUGCAGAGGAGAUAAGAAUCCAAACAAGCCCCUGUCCCAUCCCCGACAACAGUCUCAGCACUCUGUCCAUCAAAAUUACGCGGAAAAACCAGGAUAGACACUGGAAGUUGCGGUUUAUUUACCUGCAGUGCUAUUUCUUGACAAUUGCAACAAUAUUGGGAACUGGAAUCUUAGGUCUUCCAGUAACGAUAGCCCAUGCUGGACUCGUGCCUUUCCUCGUCUCCUUUAUCAUUGGCUUCUUUGUCCAGGCCUUGCUUAUCUACUUGUUUGUGGAACUCCUUCAGAAAUGUCAGGUGGUGCAGCUAGAAUCUCUAAAGAAAGGUGUCGCGGAGUGUAUUGGGAUGGAUCAGGUGGGCAUUGAGGAUCCGGCCCCCACAGAGGAUGAGGAUGAUGAUGAAAAUGCACAAGCAGAUACAGGUUUACUACGGACGGAUGCAGUAGCUCUGCACAACCAAGCAGAGAGCCUGCAGCCCAACCUUCACCUGCUUGGCUACCUCUUGCUCUCCCGGCCCAUGAGCUACGCCUUCAACUGCAUCCUCCUCUUCCAAUUCAUUUCUAUUGGAAUAAGUUAUGUCUUAGCUGGCAGUGAGGCCUACGCUGCCCUUCUUAAUGUCAGCCACAUCUAUGUGAUCCCGGCCUUCACUUGGAUUCUAUCUCUUGCUAUCUUACUUGCUUACACAAUCAUCCAGCCAAUCACUUCACUGCUUACCCUGCUGAAAGGAAUGCUGCUCAUUGUCACGGUGGUUGUGACAUUUGCAGUGGGGUCAGAGGUCGGCCUUCAGAGCAACAGUGACUUCAGUCAGAUGGGAAAACCUUUCCUAAUGGGCACUGUGGCUCUGGGAGGGAUUGUAAACGUGAUGCCUCUGCUCUACUCGCAGAUCUCACACAACAAAACGCAGAUCCUGUGGUUUCGGAGAGCAGUGCUUGCAGGCCUGACAACCUGCACUGUGCUCAACAUCCUCUGGUGCUGGGCAGUGCUGGAAAUCGUGCCCCAGACGUCGAUGACAGAAAAGCGGCUGGCAGCUGAGACGACAACCCAGCCCGGCCCCAGCAACCUGUCUAGUCCUCAUUCCUCCGCCUCCCGUCUCCUGUACUCCAACAUCUCAUUAGAAGAGUCUGAGAGAGCAGGAGAGAUUGCAACCAUACCAUUAACUAAGAUUAUUAAUGAACGUUACAAGGCGUACUCCUGGGUGGCUGAGCUGAUCCAGGUGUUUAUAGCCAUCAGCGUCACUGUGUCCUUCCUGGUAAUGGGAUCUGCCAUGAAACACACCAUUGAUGGUCUGGUGAGCUCAGUGUGGAGCAGCAGACUGGAGUGGCUGUCUAAAGCCUGGGAGCGAAACCUGCCCAAUAAAGAGCACAUCUGCUCGGCAAGAGGCAUUGCUCAAGGAUUCAUGUCACUGCUUGCAUUCCUUGUCAUCUUUACCGUGUCAAUGUGUGAUCCCAAGGGUUUUAUUGUCAUGUUGGACAAAGUUGUUUCGUUCUCCCUGAACACUGAAGUUGGACUGUUUGUCUUCAUCAUGCUGAGAGAGUCCAGAGAAGAUAGAUUCCAACACCUUGCAGUCCCUCUGCCAGUAGGGGACUGUGUCUUCAGCCUCAGUUGGCUGCUUCCCACCUACUUCCUGUUUGCAGUAACCUACGAUGUCCUGCAGACCCUGGCAGACGUGACUCAUUUGCUGCCUUUCUACAGCCAUAGUCCGGAGCCACACAACCACAACCACACCGGGACCGGGACUGGGACUGGGACAGCAGCCAACGGCUCCGUCCUGCUCUGAUCCUCAAGCAGCCACAUCGGAGACAGGCAAGGAGGAGUCGAAAAUUGCCAAAACAAAUAUCAGAAGCUUCGCAAGUGCUUUUAUAUUGUAUUCCCACUUAUCACGCUCCUGAUACAAUCCAAUCAUUUUGACAAAAACAGGUUUAUUUGUUUUUCAAGGAAGAAGAUUAAGACUAGUGAAAAAAGAAAUUGAGUUCUGACUUUAUUGUCAGAAUUUUGAGAUUAAACUCAGAACUCCAAUACAUUUUUCAACAUGCGGCCCUAAUCCUCUUCCAUAGUUUUGAUGGUGGUCUUGGGGGCCAUUUUUGCCCUCCACUGUCCCAUGGCAACACAUCAAACAGGGCUCCGUCUUUAAUUGGUCUCUGCAACUGUGGUUGAUUCCUGCUUUACAAAUCAGAGGAAAUGCAGUUUUAGUCUUGGAUUUACAGCACAGUAGAGUAUAAUGCAUCUGGUCCCUGGUUUUAUAAAUCAACUUUAAAUGAAAUACUAAUCAAUAAUCUGUAGUUGAAAGAGGCCCUAUUAUACUCCUUUUCACUAUCAUAUGUGUACUCUUGGGGUCUCUUCAAAGAUGUUUACAUGCUUUGAUUUAGGGCUGGGCGAUAUAAAGAAAAUCUAUAUUCUUGACCAAAUACCUUAUCAAUAUUAUAUUGUAUGGUUGACUAUCGGUGCUUUAACAACAUGUUAUUUACACAAUGAGGUUUUUGGUAAAUAUUCUCCAGAAAUGAUUUAAUGACUCAGUGGGUAAAGGUAAAUAAUAGAACAGCUAGAACAGUCUGGUAAGUUCAGAAAAUGACAACACUUUACUGUAAUGCAGUCUGUAAAACCAGGUAAAGACAAUAGUUACAAAAUUACCAUAUUACCUUAUAUCAAGAAUCUAGGACGAUAUCUAGUCUCGUAUCGCAAUAUUGAUACAUUGAUAUGUUGCCCAUUCCUACUUUGAUGUUUAAAAACAUACUAUGUUUCUCAAAUUGCUGCAUUGUCUCCACCUGAAACAUUCUGUCUGAGCUCUUGGCCCGCCUUCGGGAAAAGUUCCGGUCUGCUCUGAUUGGUCAGCUGGCCCACUCUGUUGUGAUUGGUCAACC